UUUGAACAUUCUGAUCUAAACUAUUUCCAUCUUUUAAAAAAACACAGAUUCUUCUACAGAUUAAUAAUAGACAACAAGGAGUACCCUGUGGCUGAGGGUAGGAGUGCCAAAGAAGCCCGACAAAAUGCAGCUCGACUUACCUGGUCUGCUCUUAAAGAACAGACAGAUUGGGACAGCAAGGUGUCUGUCAGGUCAACACUGUCGGAGGAUGGUGCACCGCCAUCAUCAUCAUCAUCAACUCCACAGGAGUCCCAUGAGGCAUCAUCACAAAGAACGUCAGUGAGUACAAGUUGCUCAAUACAAUUCACAGAUACAUCCAACCCUUCCAGAGCUCAGAUGCCCUUAGGGUCUGAAAAUGGUGCACCAUCCAGGUUGUCGACUUCACUGAAGUCUCUUGAAUCAUCACAAAGCAUGUCCUCGGGUACAAGUGGCUCUGAAAUAUUCACAGAUUCAUCAAACUCUUCCAAUGAUCAGCAUGCUGUCAAAAAGAAGACAUCCGCCCCGUCAAGGUUUACUUCAGACUUUGAUCACAUUGAGUAUCUUGGCUUUGGAGGCUACGGUUCGGUUUACAAAGCAAGGCGUAAACUAGAGGAGAAGUAUUAUGCUGUAAAGAUUGUAAGCAGUGACGAGAAAGCUUUUCGAGAGGUGGGGACAUUAUCAGACCUCCUCCACCAUAAUGUCAUCAGAUAUUUCAAUUGUUGGAUCGAGGAUACAAGCUACGAAGACGGCAUCUCAGCUGGAAGCUCAGCUGGAAGCUCAGCUGGUGGUUACAGCGAUGCCCAGUCUACAGAUGAUCCAUCUGUAAAGUUCCUUUAUAUUCAGAUGGAGUUGUGCAAAAUGAAAACACUUAAGGAAUGGAUUGAUGAGAAGAACACUCAGUCUCCGCAAGACACAAAGAGACGACAAGAAAGUCUAAGCAUUGCUCAGCAAAUAGUCAGUGGAGUUGAAUAUAUUCACUCAAGGGGGCACAUCCACAGAGACCUAAAGCCUGACAACAUCCUGUUUGGACUGGAUGAUAAAGAAGUGAAGAUUGGUGACUUUGGUCUGGUCACCACAGAUGAUGACGCUUUGAUUGACAGAACAGAGAACAGAGGAACCGAAUCUUACAUGGCCCCUGAACAAGUGGGGAAGACAUAUAAUCGAAAAGUGGACAUAUUUGCUCUGGGGUUGAUAUACUUGGAACUCCUGUGGAAAGUCUCUUCUGGCCAUGAAAGAGGAGAGGUUUUAACAAAUGCAAGAAGACAGAUUCUCCCGACAGACUUUUCACGGGCCUUCCAAGUAGAGAACCUAAUCAUCAAGAAAAUGCUACAUGAGAAGCCAGAGGUGCGACCUGAAGCAAGUGAUCUGAAGGAACAGCUGGACAAGUUGGCUCAGGCAGAAAAUGAGUCCCAGAAAAGGGCAACUGUGUGAUUAUCACAAUGAAUUGUGACAAGUCUUAUGAGGGUAAUGAGAUCUGUCUGUCAUCUGAUGAACAUAUUUGAUAUACUGUUUAGGUGAUGUUAUUAAUAUUUAUUGACGAAUGGUUAAUGUACUGCACUUAAACAGUGAUUUAUCUGAACUUCAACUUAGCACCGUCUUGUAUGCACUUACAGGAGUUCAUUUAUCAUGCAAAUUGAGAAUUAGUAGUUUAAUA
Molecule: messenger RNA, 1633 nt
Organism: Notothenia coriiceps (black rockcod)
Lineage: Eukaryota; Metazoa; Chordata; Actinopteri; Perciformes; Nototheniidae
Product: eukaryotic translation initiation factor 2-alpha kinase 3-like
Exons: 13
Biological process (GO): eiF2alpha phosphorylation in response to endoplasmic reticulum stress
Cellular component (GO): nucleus; cytoplasm
Molecular function (GO): ATP binding; eukaryotic translation initiation factor 2alpha kinase activity
Source: RefSeq, a predicted model, not a curated record